AUGACGCUGCGGCUGGCGGCCUUGCAGCUCAUCGCCAUCGCGCCCGCCCGCUGCUACCACACUGAGCUUCAUCAUCUCGGACCGCGGCGCCUUCUCGGACCGCUCCGGGCCGCCGUCGUCGCGACCGAGGAGGACCGGUCAGAGGCGGUGCCGACAGCCGCUACCGGGCGCGGCUUUGGCUCCGCGGACGGCGGCGCACGUGGCUUCGGCGAGUGGCAGGAGGAGGACGAGGACGAGGAUGAGGAGAUUGACAGCGGCAUGACUCCGGAGCAGCGCCGCGCGUGGCGGCGCACCGUGAUGACGCGGUGGGCCAAGCUCGUGCAGGAGAAGGGCGGCGACGCGGGCGCGGAGGGCGGAGAGGUGGUCGCCGCGUUCGACCGCGUCUCGCUCCGCCUCGGCGAGCGCCUCGUCCUCGCGCCACAGUCGUGGGCCGUGCGGCGCGGGCAGCGACUCGGCGUGCUCGGCGAGUCAGGCUGCUCGUACUCGGACUUUCUGCGCCGCGCCGCGCUGCAGCGCGAGGCCAUGGAGCAGGUGCUCCUCCUCGUCGGCGCGAACGGCGCCGGCAAGUCGACCCUGCUGCGUGUGGCGGCGGGCGAGUGGCCGCUGCUGGCGGGCGAGGUGGCGCGGAAUUGCGACGACGCGGCGCACCGCGUGAGCGGUGGAGCGUCGGCGUGGGAGUGGAUCUGCGGCGAGGCGGCCGGAUUGGGCGAGGGGGCGGUGCGGCGCGCGUUGCGUCAGAUGGGCUUCCCGGCCACCGCGCAGCGCAAGCCCGUCUCAGCCCUGUCUGGCGGCGAGCGCACGCGUCUGUGCAUCGCGUCGAUGCUCCUCUCGCGCGCGAACUUGCUCGUGCUGGACGAGCCGACCAACCACCUCGACUUGCGCGCGCGAGAGUACUUGGGCGACGCGCUCCGGUCGUUCGACGGCGCGGUGCUCCUCGUCUCGCACGACCGCGCCUUUGCCGCGCACGUCGCCACGCGGGCUGUAUUCGUAUCGCUGUCUAUGCGCCGCAUGCACGGCAUGAUGCACCGUACUCGCACCCUGACCUUCGCGUCUUCGCAACGCAAGGUGGCCGAGCUGCGCGGCGGGCGGCUUCACGCCGAGCAGGGCGACUACCGCGCGUACAUCGAGCGACGCGACGAGCUGCGCGCGCGGAUCGACCGCCGCGCCGUGUCCGCGGGGUUGCCGGCCGAAGGAGGCGAGCGCGGCGGCACAGACGGAGCCUCGUCCGAUCGCCCGUCCAAGCGGGCUGCCCGGCGGCGGCGGUCCUCGAGGUGA
Messenger RNA from Emiliania huxleyi CCMP1516, 1275 nucleotides. RefSeq lists its product as hypothetical. NCBI's taxonomy places the organism in Eukaryota, Haptophyta, Isochrysidales, Noelaerhabdaceae. Gene Ontology annotation, molecular function: ATP hydrolysis activity; ATP binding. The transcript is spliced from 7 exons. Bases 1 to 1275 code for a protein of 424 amino acids. The record is from RefSeq and is a predicted model, not a curated record.